UCCAACCCAGCUCCCCGCGCGACCAGACGCGGACGCAUGCGAGGCCACACCACCCCAAGCCCCAAGUAGCCCCCCCACCCGGCAAUGUCGGCGCACCUCCCGCCGCCCCACGGGUCCAUCCCCUUCCUCGCCGCCGGGGACGCCAAGAAGCCACACCUUGGAGCCGACCCAAACAAGAAGUUCUCCUGCUGCGGCGGCGACCACCACCACGCGAAGAAGCCCGGCCCCUCCGCCGGUAAGCUCGCGCUCGCGUCCUUCCUCGGCGUCAUCGUCCUCCUCGCCGUUGACGUCUCCCUCGCCGGCGCCGGCGCGCACCGCCGGCUGCGGCGCCAGUACCUGCAUUACGUUGGCGUCGGCGACGGCGGCCCCGCCAGCAGGGACGACUCGCUUUCUUGGCUCUCCGUGCCGGGCCAUCCCAACUUCACCGACGACCUCCUGGCGCGGUGGCUCGCGCCCGGGGGCUCGCCGUGCCGGGACGCUCGCACGGCGAACAUCUCCGUCGCGGUUCUUGACGACGCCGCGGCGAGGGGAGAGCCGACCGCGCUCGGCGCCGCUGAGAUCCACGAGUUCACGUUCUGGGCGCUGGACGACGCCGGCCAGCGGCGCUGCCUCGGCGGGGACUACUUCGAGAUCGACCUAUCCGGGGACGCGUGGAAGUCGCGGCCCCCCGUCGUGGACCACGGCGACGGCUCCUACUCCUUCCGCCUCCAGGUCGCGCCCCGCUUCGCCGAGGGGAAUUUCCACCUCACCGUCGUCCUCCUCUUCCGCAGCUUCGAGGGGCUCAAGUUCUCCUCCGCGAGGUUCAAGUACCGCACCGAGCUGCGCCGCAUCCCCCUUCUGUUACGGUGGAGCAACGCGUCGCUCCAGGCGCUGGAGACGUGCAGCGCCGCCGACUUCGCGCGCGACGCCUGGUCCGGCCGGUGGACGCGGCUCGCCAAGAACGACAACUGCGAGGACGUCGACGCCGCCGGCCGAUACCGGUGCCUGGAACCGGAGCACCCGUGCGAGGCGCCGUGGUGCGACGGGCCGCUGGGCUCGUUGGAGAGCAACGGGUGGGUGUACUCGGCGCACUGCUCGUUCAGGCUCUUCGCGGCCGACGCGGCGUGGCGGUGCCUGGACGGUAAGUGGCUCUUCUUCUGGGGCGACUCCAACCACGUUGACACCAUCCGCAACCUCCUGACCUUCGUCCUCGGCGUCACGGACACGUCCGCCGUGACGCGCCGGUUUGACGCCGUGUUCGCGAACCCCAACGGCCGGCCGGGGUCUCUGAGGAUCACGAGCAUCUUCAAUGGCCACUGGAACAUGAGCAUGAACUACCUCGGCCUGCAUUCCCUCCGGAACAGGGAGUUCCGGCAGCUCAUCCGGUCCUACUUCAUGUCCGGUGACCGCGUCCCAGACGUUGUGGUCCUGAACUCCGGCCUGCACGACGGGUGCUACUGGACCAGCGUCCGCGCGUAUGUGCAGGCGGCCGAGUUUGCUGCACAGUUCUGGUCCGGUGUCAUGGCCAAAGUGCGGGCUCGUGGGCACACCGUGCCGAGGGUGUUCUACCGGACUACGGUGGCGACCGGGGGUUAUGCUCGGGACCUGUCAUUCAAUCCAAGUAAGAUGGAGGCGUUCAAUGGCGUGCUCGUUGAGAAGAUGAGGCGGCACGGGGUGCUCACUGGUGGGGUGAUCGACAAUUUCGACAUGACGUUCCCAUGGCACUACGACAACCGUUGCAAUGACGGUGUGCACUACGGGCGUGCACCGGCGAAGCUGGUGUGGCGCGACGGCAAGAUCGGGCACCAGUACUUCGUGGACCUGAUGUUGGGACAUGUGCUUCUCAAUGCCAUCUGCAAUGGAUGAGAAUUGCUGGUCCCAUGCUCUGUAAGGUUUUGGUGCUGAAUCGUGUAAAGUAGAUUAGAAUGAUCAGGGAGCUGAAUUUGUGGUUCCGGAUAUGAGAGAUUACCACAUUGUAUUGCAGUUCAUUUGUAAAUCCGAUGGGGGAGGGAGGGAGGUUUAGCUGAAGCAUUUUGCAUGAUCAAAAUCUGAUCUUUCAGCUAUGUUACUGGCCUGAUCUUGCUCUAGUAAGCGAGGAAGAUCGAGUUCAGCUAGCUAUGAGUGAAAAUCAGGCACAUAUAAAUAUAUAGCAAUACUGUUUGAGUAGGCAUAAUGCUGUAAAAAUUUAGUAGAUCUUAUUAUAUUGAUCUUCGGUGAUAGGCUACUAAUUUACUAUCUUAGUCAAUGUUUGGUUGUUCAGUGUUCGUGAUUUUGUGGUUUGCAACU
Phragmites australis (common reed) is the source of this 2265-nucleotide messenger RNA. RefSeq lists its product as uncharacterized. The record is from RefSeq and is a predicted model, not a curated record. NCBI's taxonomy places the organism in Eukaryota, Viridiplantae, Streptophyta, Magnoliopsida, Poales, Poaceae. The coding region runs from base 85 to 1845 and encodes 586 amino acids. The transcript has a single exon.